ACCCACCCUCAAUCUUAUCUUCUGCUUCUCCACCUCCAUCCUUCCUCUUAUCUCGGACACUCUCCGAGAUAUACUUCGUCACGAGCGUUUAUCGAAUGUUGACUGCGUUCAAGAUGGCAGUUAUCGGUCCUCUCUCGUGGAGAACACUGCAUUCGGCAGCUUUGUCCGGGUUGUUGACCACGCUUAUCAGCGCUGGGUGCAACCGAUUUCCACCGACCAAGUCUCGAAUGAUCAGAGGGUUCAAAGCCAUGUUUCGAGCAACUAUGAUGGACAUUCCCAGCACCUUAUCUCAUAACAAUAGAGGGAAAGCUGUCGAGGUCGAGGCCGGUUGUCUUGGGAGUAUUUAAGGCACCCCUCACUUCGCGAGUAGUCUUUCAGCAAGCCAUCAAGAAAGAUCACACAUCCUUCCAAAUGGCGGACAACCUACCCCAGGGAACUGUCAAGCACCAGGAAAAGGAGAAGCUCCCUCCUAUACAUGUAUCCAAACCCGACGAUGUGGAAGUCGGCCAGGUCUCCUCGCUCGACGAAGCCGAGCUCUUCCUCCACGAGCACGGCGUCUCCCACGAACAACUUCAGGCCAUGCUCGACGACCCCGUCCGGACGAAGAAGCUGAGAAGACGCAUUGAUCUGAUCCUGCUCCCGCUCAUGUGCGGCACAUACUGUCUUCAAUACAUCGACAAGCAGGCCUUAUCGUACAGUGCGGUGUUUGACUUGUUCACCGAUGCCCAUAUCGACAGUAACCAGUACAGCUGGCUUGCCAGUAUCUUCUACUUUGGGUAUCUGUUCUGGGAAUACCCGGCCAGUUAUAUUGCACAGCGGCUGCCGAUCGGCACCGUUGUGUCGAGUUUCGUAAUUGCCUGGGGUGCGAUUCUCAUGAUCACCGCGGCCUGCCAUAACUUCACGGGAAUGGCUGUGUGUCGGUUUUUGCUGGGGUGCUUUGAAUCGCCAAUCACUCCGUGUUUCAUGAUGAUUGUGGGCAUGUGGUAUGUUCGUCAAGAGCAGCCCUUCCGCGCCGGGAUCUUCUACUGCUGUAACGGGGUGGGGUCGAUGGUUGGUGGACUCAUCACCUACGGCAUCGGCCAGAUGGACGGCUUUCCCGUCUGGCGCGCUGUAUUCCUCAUCUGCGGUGGCGCUACCAUCCUCUGGGGAAUCCUGAUGCUACUCUUUCUCCCGAACAGUAUCCUCUCCUCGAAACGCUUCUCCGUGGAAGAGACGAUCAUGCUCAUUGGCCGCGGAAAGCAGAAUCACACUGGUAUCCUCAACCGCUCGAUCAAGUGGUACCAGAUCCGCGAAGCCCUCGUCGACCCGCAAGUCUGGCUAUUGUUCCUGUUCACUCUUCUGAAUGAGACCGUCAACGGGGGUGUAGCCAAUUUCGGCAAACUCAUCAUCCGCGGCCUCGUCUCCAGCUCGCUGCUCACCACGGUCCUGAGCAUCCCCCAAGGCGCCUUCCAGGUCUUCUUCAUUCUGUCCGGCACGUACCUUUCCUCGCGCUUCAAGAACAUCCGCACGGUCAUCAUGGCCGUGUAUCUCAUCCCGACGGUGACCGGAGUUUGCCUGCUCUGGAAGCUGCCGCGGACGAAUCGCUACGGCGUCUUGUUCGGAUACUACAUCGUCGGAUCCUUCGUGACCUCGCUCGUCCUCGCGCUGCAGAUGCCCUCCAGCAACAUGGGCGGCUACACCAAGCGCGUCACGGCCACGGCCUUCGUGUUCCUGGCCUACUGCAUCGGGAACAUCAUCGGCCCGCACGCGUUCCUGGCCGCCGAGGCGCCCGUGUACGCGACCGGGUGCAAGUUGAUCCUGGCGUGUGCGUUGUGUCAGAUGGUGAUUGCGGGGAUGUUGCGGGUGCUAUUGGCGCGGAGGAAUCGCCAGCGCGAGUUCGCUGUUACCACUGCUGGAAGCGGAGGGGACGAAGGAGGAGAGGUGAUGGCCGAUCUGACGGAUUUCGAGAAUUCGCAAUUCCGCUAUGUUCUCUAA
Molecule: messenger RNA, 1974 nt
Organism: Aspergillus japonicus CBS 114.51
Lineage: Eukaryota; Fungi; Ascomycota; Eurotiomycetes; Eurotiales; Aspergillaceae
Product: putative MFS transporter
Exons: 10
Coding region: 412-1974 (520 amino acids)
Biological process (GO): transmembrane transport
Cellular component (GO): membrane
Molecular function (GO): transmembrane transporter activity
Source: RefSeq, a predicted model, not a curated record